AUGGCUGAGCAGUUGAUUCUCAAGGGUACCCUCGAGGGCCACAAUGGCUGGGUCACCAGCCUGGCUACCUCCAUGGAGAACCCCAACAUGCUCCUGUCCGCUUCCCGUGACAAGACUCUGAUCAUCUGGAACCUCACCCGUGACGAGUCCCAGUACGGUUACCCCAAGCGCUCCCUCAAGGGCCACUCCCACAUCGUCUCCGACUGCGUUAUCUCCUCGGACGGCGCCUACGCCCUGUCUGCCUCUUGGGACAAGACUCUCCGCCUUUGGGAGCUUGCCACUGGCACCACCACCCGCCGCUUCGUCGGCCACACCAACGACGUUCUGUCCGUCUCCUUCUCCGCCGACAACAGACAAAUCGUUUCCGGCUCCCGCGACCGCACCAUCAAGCUCUGGAACACCCUCGGUGACUGCAAGUACACCAUCUCCGAGAAGGGUCACUCCGAGUGGGUUUCCUGCGUCCGCUUCAGCCCCAACCCCCAGAACCCCGUCAUUGUCUCCUCUGGCUGGGACAAGCUCGUCAAGGUCUGGGAGCUCAGCACCUGCAAGCUGCAGACUGACCACAUCGGCCACACCGGCUACAUCAACACCGUCACCAUCUCCCCCGAUGGAUCCCUCUGCGCCUCCGGUGGCAAGGACGGUACCACCAUGCUGUGGGACCUUAACGAGUCCAAGCACCUCUACUCCCUUAACGCCAACGACGAGAUCCACGCCCUUGUCUUCUCCCCCAACCGCUACUGGCUCUGCGCUGCUACCGCCAGCAGCAUCAUCAUCUUCGACCUUGAGAAGAAGAGCAAGGUUGAUGAGCUCAAGCCUGAGUUCACCGCUGUCGGCAAGAAGAGCCGCGAGCCCGAGUGCGUGAGCUUGGCCUGGUCCGCCGAUGGCCAGACCCUGUUCGCCGGUUACACCGACAACAUCAUCCGUGCCUGGGGUGUCAUGUCGAGAGCAUAA
Molecule: messenger RNA, 951 nt
Organism: Colletotrichum phormii
Lineage: Eukaryota; Fungi; Ascomycota; Sordariomycetes; Glomerellales; Glomerellaceae
Product: guanine nucleotide-binding protein subunit beta-like protein
Exons: 5
Coding region: 1-951 (316 amino acids)
Biological process (GO): rescue of stalled cytosolic ribosome; positive regulation of protein phosphorylation
Cellular component (GO): cytosol; nucleus
Molecular function (GO): translation regulator activity; ribosome binding; protein kinase C binding
Source: RefSeq, a predicted model, not a curated record